Molecule: messenger RNA, 513 nt
Organism: Ornithodoros turicata
Lineage: Eukaryota; Metazoa; Arthropoda; Arachnida; Ixodida; Argasidae
Exons: 1
Coding region: 1-513 (170 amino acids)
Biological process (GO): DNA integration
Molecular function (GO): nucleic acid binding
Source: RefSeq, a predicted model, not a curated record
AUGGGACGCCAGUUCACAUCCCGCUCCUUCACAUCUUUUCUGAAAGCUAUCGUAGCCAAGCAUAUGAUGACGGCCUACCACCCCGCGGCAAACGGGAUGGUGGAGCGGCUGCACUGCCAGCUAAAAGCAGCUCUCUGUUCCCAGCCUGAGCCCACUAACUGGGUUGACCAUUUGCCGUGGGUGCUCCUCGGCCUACGCUCUUCGCUAAAGCAGGAUCUCAAGUGUAGCUCGGCAGAGUUAUUCUUCGGCUCCCCUUUGCGCUUGCCUGGUGACUUCCUCGAUUCCAGCCCAAAGCCUCACCUCACCGGUGACGACUUCGCAACGCGCCUCCGUCAGCAUUUCCAGGCCGUCAAACCCGCCCUACCUCGUCAGCCUUCCCAUAGGAAGAUUUUCGUGCACCCGGAUUUGGCCAAUGCCUCUCACGCCUUCGUCUGUGUGGAUCAUGCCAAGCCAUCCUUGACGCCUGCAUAUGCUGGCUCUUACAAGAUACUGGCAGCAGCGACAAGACCGUAA